ACCAGUGUCUAUUGCAGAUGGGCUGCUUUCCAUUUCAGUUCCCCCACUCCUCGUGUGAUGAGAAAUCCGAGGCAGACUGGCUCUAAAUACUCCAGCUCGUGAACUAAGAUGCUGCUGUGGAGGAUGUGAUGUGGGCAGCAGUCAGGCAUCCAUGAUGAAGGAGACAGUUGUCAGUCUGCCCCUCUCAGAUCACUGCAGAUAUUCCCACAGAGUGCUGAUGAAAAGAUAAGGAGCAUUAGUAAACAGCCGGGAUCCAAACCGGUGAGUCCAUCUGCCCCAGAGCCACAGCAGAGGGAGGGGGACAACAUGGCAGAACGGCGCAUCCAACAGCGCCAGGGAAGACGGGAUCGCUUUCGAGUAAUGAAGGAGGACUAGGGGAUCAGCCAAGUAAAGCAGAAAUUAAACGCCGGUCUCGGAGUGAGGGGCCCACCAACAGGGUGACUCGUGAGAGACAACCUUUAGAAGAAGGCAGGCAGGAUGACAAUUUCGCAUCAUAUGGGAAGAAAAAUGAGAGAAUUGUUGGUCCAAUAUGGGCAGUUACUCACAGUUCCACUGCCACACGGAUGUCACGGUAUUCACCACCCUUAUCAGAUGAUGGGAAUCUGAUUCAUGUGCAGGCUCAGAGGCCAGCAGGAAGUGACUCGGACUCUAAUGAGAGUGACACAAAAGUGUGGACCAAAAAUCCUCUUGUUAUGAGGAAGACUAAGAGAACUGGCAAAAUAGAGAAACGCCAGUCAAACAGUGAGAAUGGGUUUUCAACAGGGAUACCAACACCUAUCAAAACUAAUCGUGAAAGUUUUGUGUACUGUGGUUCUCAAGACAAGGGGGAUAGUGGAGGUGGGGGCAGUUUGAAAGGGAACAAAUAUCAAAAACUUGAAGAAUUAAGGCGGAAACGAAUUGACAUACAAAUGACCUCUGACGAAGAAAACACUCCUGAGUCACGGAUAUCUCGACUCAGACAACGUGCAAUUCAAAGUGGCCUUGGUAAACAGCCAAGACCAGAUAGCUUCAGACAAAGUGCAGUCAUACCAGGAAGUCCAACACAAAAUUACUCUCCCAAAUCUCAAGGGGCUUUCUUCCAGAAUGGUUCAUCCGAUCCCAGGUCUGGUGGGACCUCCCAACAAUUAGGGAAUCAAAGGUCUUCUGUCAUACAGUCAUCUUACCAAGGUGUGAACGGUGCUCCCUCGUCUUCUGCCUAUGGUUCACCUUAUGGAGUAAAGCAAACGAGUAGUGGCCAAACUAGACAGCCUCUUAUUCGGCCUUUUGAUCCAAAGGGUUUUUCUGAUUCUGGGAUAUCAACAAGGGCUGAUGCUCCAGCUAAUGCUAACAGGUUUUCCCAACAUAAUGAGGUUCGAUCUCCUGUGACAAAGACAGCAAUGUACAACAGUUCCCCCGAGGUGGUCAAGCGGCCAUUUGACCGCCCCCGUGUGCCAUCUGUGGACUCUAUAUAUGAAGGAAGCAGCAACCAGCAGCCUGAGCUUCAAUCUCCGGGUGUGGAUUAUAGCAGAAAGUUCGGUGCUGGUACUACUUACCAGAAUGUUGGCCAUGGUUUUGUGUUCAUGAGGCCAGCAAGCAGUGGGACAAUGGAGGUACCUAAAGGAGAAUUAGUUCAUGCUCCCGUCCGUCAAGGACUAGGACAGAAAUCACCGUCAAACUUCAAUGAAGUGGUUGAGUUACGGUUAAAGACCAGUCGUGUCAUAGAUAGACCUCCUUCACAAAGUGUCCUGGAUCAGCAGAGGAGGUUACGAGCUAAUAUAGCAGCUAACAGUGAUGACUCAUUAGAUGAACUGAUAGAGUCCAACAUUCAGUAUCUAGAGAGUGAGAUAGAAAGUGGACGUGCUAAAAAAGGUCUCUGCACCAGUGUCCAGAUCAGCCAGUUUACCAGAUCCAAGGAGGAGUUCUGGUCAUUAUACCAGUGUACGAUCAGGUCCCCUACAUUCAGGGGUCCUCCCUACAUCCUAUGCAUCUGCCCAACACAAAGAACCACCCAUACUAUCCCCUCACAGCCACAUAUAAAACCUGGUAGUGAACUCAAGUUUCAUAUCCCUAUGCCAGGGAAUAAGCAGCAACCGCCUGAUAUUCGUAUCGCAAGUGAGAACAGAUUUGAUUCUGGUGUUCAUUAUGGUAAUAGCCCUACUGCCCCCAACCAGAGAUAUAGUACCUCAUCUUCGUCAGGGUACUCAGGCUAUGGUAUCCCCUCAGAACGGAAGCUUUCAUAUGAUAGUAGGUCAGUAAUACCUACCAGUGACAUCUCUAGAGAUGCCUUCUCUAAAUCAGACACUCAGCUGAAUUCAGCUCCACCCAUACCAGCGUUCAGGGAGGGUGCUCUGCAUCCAUCAUAUGUGCAUCCCAAAUCUAGUUCAGCAGACCAACUACAGCCUGAUGGCACCACGGUCAUCACAGAUAGUUUGAACAUUCCUCAUCUUGACCGUGGUAUGUUUUCAGAUGUGGAUUACGACAUCGAAGUAUCAGAAAGAGUGAACAGAUGGGAAACGUAUAUGAAAAAGAGGAGUGAUCCUGAUCUUGGAACCAUACAAGAAAGGACUGAGCAGGAUCUACUGCCAAGGAAUAUUCGUAGAUCAGUGUAUGUGGAGCAGAAACUUGAGAUACCACAAUCCCCAGUUGGACCUGUGUCUCAGAGCUUCACCUGGAGUAACCUGCAGACUCUGAAACCAUCUAAUUCUGACCCAAUGAUUCAUCUUGCUACCGAUCCUCAGAUGAUAGCACAAGAGACCAAAAGGUUAUUCCACCUGAUCAGAGAGCCAGUGUCAGGUGCCCAGUACCACACUGCAACCAGUGCAGUGAGCACUUUCUAUAAUGCACCAGUUCCACAGCUAGCUACUGGUGGUGUAUUGACUGCAGCAGAACUGCGAGAACAAAUGCUAGCCCACAAACAGCCAGCUCUCGAAGCAUCCAGCCAUGCAAAUGGUGGGAAAUGUGUUUCUCGUUAUGAAGAACUCGAAGAAAUGAGAGAUGCUAAGAGUGACAGUGUGAAGGAUUUGUGUAGAAGGUUUGAUCUUGACUUCCAGCCAGAUUUGGACAGUCAGUUUCAAGGGCAAUUACGAUCGAAACAUGAUGAUGAUACUGACUGGUCAAAACUUAUAUCUGACCUUGAAGAUAAAAUCAAAGAAACUGAGGUUUGGUCUCCGAACAUGGAGAGUAACAAGGGAGAUAUGGUCAGCAUAGAAAGAGUGAAAGCUAGAACAUUGCAAACAAUACCGUUCUCUGAGGACCCUUUCUGGAAAGAAAUUGAGGAAAUGACGAGUUUCGAGAAAAUGUUUAAUGGAACAAGUUUAGAUGACCCUCUGUCUUUUAGACAGCAUCAGCUUGAUUAUCCCCAUAGUCAGAGCUACACACUCCCCACCCAGCCUCGUACCUCAGCUAGAGACAGAAUACAUAGGUCAAAGUCACUUUACACACCCAAUAUAACACCAUUAACCAUUUCUGUAGAUAAAUAUAGUGCCCCCAGUGCUUUAGAUGAUGUCUUAGAUGACAUCAAAACAUCCUUGGAGAAACAAUCCAGCCCUAAAGUAAGGAAGGCUGGGGACAGCUCUGACUCGCAUAGGUCUUCUCCAGGUCCACCAUUCGCUGAGGUGAACAUCUCAAGCUCUUCGAGACCAAGAACAUAUGCAGAUGUUUCUAGGAGCUAUUGGGAUGACAGUCACCUCGGGGCAGCACCAAGUGUGGCUCCUGGUCCUGCUGCUGCUCCUGCUCAAGGUUUGUUGUUGACAUAUGCCACUCAGCAGCCAGCCCAGCCUGUUCUUGGCAUGCAGGAGUACCCCAAUGUUGUGAAUGGCAACUAUCAGCUUGACCCUAAUAUACUCAAACAGAAGCUGCUUAACACCGGUCUUGCGCAGGAUCAGCUUCUCACAAAGUCACCUGGACGCAUUCGACCCAAGCCGCCUCCUCCGCUUAUCAUACCACAAAGCUCCCAGCAGCCUCCCACCUUGUUCUCAGUAACCCAUCCUGCUCCUCUGAAGUCCCAGCCUGUACCACCUCGCAAUGUGCCUUCCUCUGAAGAAAAGAUUAAUCAGGUAAAUCAGUCUAUGGAGGAUCUAAGACAAAUUGCUAAAGAUGUUGAAAGUAAGAUUAAUCAAAUUAAAACCAAACUAGUUAAAGCUGACGAAAAGAACCUUGAUAAAAUUUUGCUGACCCUUAGAAAGUUUGCUCCUGCAGCAAGUCCAAAAUCUUUUGAACCUCGUAACGAAUCUUUCCAAGAUUUUUAUGUGAAAAAAAAGUCCAAACUAUCAGAUGCCCUGACCGAACUUGAACGCAUUUACAAGAGUUUGAAUCUGGAUGAUGAAAGUCUGCUGGACAGAGCAGAGAGAAGGGACUACCCAUCUUACAGGUCCCAGCGUCCACUUCAGUCUCCCAGUUUUAUAGAGAGACCUGAGCAGAAGAUUGAGACCAGUAGUUUCUCCUUCCAAGUUGCAAAACCUGACAGAUUUAGAAGCAGAGAGCCUGAAAAAAAGACAGAAGCAGACUAUGAGGCCAUCUCUAAGUCUUUUCAGGCCAUACUUGAUGAAGUGAAUCAGACAUCAGCUGUGAUGGCAGGACCCAGCAGGAUGCAGACUUCUCCAGGUAAUGCUGUGUCAAAGUUGAACUAUUACCGUCCUCAAACAGGACCAAGUCCUGAGCCAGUAAGGAAAAUAUCAGCUCCACAGAUGUCUCCAGUCUCAUCAAUAACGUUUCAGCCAGAAAUUACUGUCAGUCCAGAGCCGCAGAGAAAAACUUCUCUUAGAACUGGCAUUCCUCGACCUUUGAACCUUCCUGUGGUAAGUCCUGACCCUGGCAGGAAGGGUCUUGCCCUCAUGUCAACAACAGCCAAGGUUAUUCAGCCAGGGACACAAAGGACAGUGACACAGGAACCUCUGAUAGCACGACAAGGUGUACAAGAACCUCCGAUUGGGACAUCAGGGAAAGCAAUGGUUCCAAUUCCCAAGAAGAGUAGUACUUUGGAUGAUCCACAGAGGCAGAAUUUGUCAGCAAAUGUGAGUAAGUUGAUGACUCAAAGUGGGAUUCCUCAAGAAACUCGAAGUCAGAGUGUUUCAAUUGUCCUGAAGUCGCCUGGAGCAUCAUCCGCAAGCAGCUCCCAGCCUGCAAUGUCAGUCAGCUCCUCCCAGACACCCCCAGCUGUAGCGCGCCCAGAAAGGCCCGUGGCCGGUUUCGAUCCAAGAAUCCUGACUUACCAAGGGAGUCAUCACCACCUCAGUCACAUCUCAGACUUCGGGCCAGAGAAAGAUGCUGACAUUAUGCAUGAUGACCUGGCAUAUCGUUCUCUACGAAAGGACGUAUCUACAGAAACACAGAAACCUUCCACAGCAACUUCAACAGUGGAAUUUCAGAUAAAGCAGCCAGGAACACCACCAUCAAUUCCAAAAUUUGAAAGGUCCUUUGACAUCCAUGCAACUAAAGUGAGCGAGAAGAAACCUCCUUCACCACAUGGGUCACCCAAACAGCGGACAGUGGAGACCCAGACAUCAUCACAAGAACUGAUGAAGAAAACUCUUCGUGGAAGACAUCCUCAUAUGAAGAAUGAGGCCUCAGAGGGCUCAGAGAGUAAGCGUCGAGGAGCAAAGAUAGGUCGAGGAAUUGCCAAGAUGGUUGAAAUGUUUAGCUCAAGUGAUGAGGAAAAGAGUAGGAAGUCCAAACCCCUUCAUACCCGAAGUGCCCCUGACUUGACUUUAGCUUUCACUGAUGAUGAUGAUCUGGAUCUGAAAGAUGAGUCCAGAGAAAGUGAUAUUGGUUCAAAGACGCUGGGGCAUAUUAAGACACCGAAGGAUGUGAGUGUUUCAGACAAAGUUGUGAGCAGUGAAACAUCAGAGGUUUCCACUCCAACAUCUCCCAGUGCAAAACCUCCUGUCCACCCACUGAAGAAACAAGCUGCAAGCCCCGAGAAGACAGUUGUUGUUCCAGAGCAGAAAGUCGUGAAAGAUGUGAGUGGGAACAGUGAGGGUGACAAUUUGGAAAGAAUAUUUGUGUCAAGUAGAGGUAAGCGUGGUAAAUCAGCUGAAAGAGGAGCAGAAAGUGAUAGUGCAAUUCUAGAAAAGCCAGAGAGACCAAAGAGUUUCCAUGAACUACUGGCUUCAUUUGAGCCAAAUACGAAUCGCCUCCAGCGACUGAAGACAUUGCGGAAGUGUGCAUCUGAAGAUAUUGUGAUGCCCGAGACUGUGGUGCAGCGGACAUACCACUCCCAGCCCUACCACUCCGAGCCGUACCUGGCAGAGCAGCGAGAGAAGGCACCGACCAGAGAAGAGGUUCGCAGCUGGAGGUUAACUGUGCCUUAACAUUCAAAGGGAGCUGCGAUGUCCCCUGCAUCUAGGAAUGUCGUCUGUACAGCUCAGUCUCGCAUGAACUUUAAGUCAGAGCUGGUUCUCAGAGUGGGCAUGUGUACACUUUGAGUGGGUG
Molecule: messenger RNA, 6408 nt
Organism: Haliotis rubra (blacklip abalone)
Lineage: Eukaryota; Metazoa; Mollusca; Gastropoda; Lepetellida; Haliotidae
Source: RefSeq, a predicted model, not a curated record